Lineus longissimus is the source of this 1145-nucleotide messenger RNA. RefSeq names its product ribonuclease P protein subunit p30-like. The record is from RefSeq and is a predicted model, not a curated record. The coding region runs from base 233 to 1048 and encodes 271 amino acids. The transcript is spliced from 10 exons. Gene Ontology annotation, biological process: tRNA processing. NCBI's taxonomy places the organism in Eukaryota, Metazoa, Nemertea, Pilidiophora, Heteronemertea, Lineidae. Gene Ontology annotation, molecular function: RNA binding. Gene Ontology annotation, cellular component: nucleolar ribonuclease P complex.
GAAGCAUGAAAAGAAAGGGUCAAUGUUAUUCGACCUCGUCACCAGUUCAACCUGUAACCGGUAUUGUGACAGGUGCCCGCUGUGUAAAUGGACUGAAAUCAACCUCGUUGCCGUUAUGCCCCCUAACGAAACACAGGCCAGUGUCUGUGCGUAGAUGUACCAAUGAAUGAUAGCUCGGCAUCAAGGCAGGGCACCAACAAAGACAACAAAGAACUAAACUACAGGCUAUCCGAUGAUGAUUGGCUAUGAAUGCAUUGCCAUCAGCACAACCAUAGAUCUCAUUACACCGUCCAGAAAGAAACAGGAUGAGAAGAAAAAUGGUCAAAUGCAUUUAGUGCCCGAGGCUUCACUGUUGAGAAUACCAGCUGAAGUUUUGGGGAGUGAAAAAGGACCAGUGAAGCAGUAUUCGCGAAUAACAGCACGACUUGCAGAACCAGGAGGCCUAGUGAAGUUGGGGACAGGAGAAUUCCAGAAUUAUGAUAUUAUAGCGGUGGAGCCCACCAAUGAAAAAAUGUUCAUGCGAGCCUGUAAUGUUUUAGAUGUCGACAUCAUCACUUUCAAUCUUGCUGAACACCAGCCAUUCUGGCUGAAAAGGGCCCAGAUGAGUGCAGCCAUAAAGAGAGGUGUCUUCUUCGAGAUAUGCUACUCGCACUCAAUUUCAGACUACGCUGAGAAACGUCAGCGGUUCAUAUCCAAUGCCAUAGAACUGGUUGACCUGUGCAAGGGAAAGAAUAUAAUUCUAUCCAGUGGAUGCAAAAAGGCGAUGAAUCUACGCUCACCUGAUGAUGUCCUAGCUAUGAAACAUCUUCUCAACAUGACGGAAAAACAAGCGUGCGCCACAUUGACGACCAACUGCCGGUCCGUGAUCUUACGUGGGCAGUCGAGACAGUUUGCCAAGUCGACCAUAUCCAUGAUCCCUCUGAAGGACCUCAGUGAAAAGGACCAAUGGAUGGUGGCCGCCUGUAAGAAUUACCGGAGCAAAAAGAAACGGAAAACACAAGAGAGUGACGCGUCAUUAUCGAAAGUGAAAAAACAAAAGAUCACAUGAUUCAUACUAUCGUAUCAAUUGCCCAGAUUUGGGUGUCCAAAUUUUAUGUGUACGACUCAGUUGAGAAUUGUUUCAAUAAAUUUAUUGUUUGUUAAAA